GUAUUUAUGUGCCUCCGGUUGAAAAUUUCCUCCGUUACUGCCUAUGUACAUUUGCUAAGACAAUUUACCAGGACACUCCAAAAAACUUCACAAGCCAAGAACAAAUUACUUGUCAGCUGACUAUCGGCUUUCCCAUCGAAUCAUCAACGAGUGGAACUCAUUACCUCGGCACUUGGUUGAGGCUUCAUCCGUCGAUUCUUUCAAAAGAAAGUUGGGUCAACUGAGAGACCACCAUUGCCAGGACUAAGACAGGCCAUCAGGCAUCCUGUCCUUCCCAAACUUAAACUUUAUAGGGAAGUGUGGGUAUUCUUCUGUAAUUCACUGACAAACUAUGUAUAGCCUUUGAUGUCGUGAGAAUCCGACUUGUGACAUAUUGUAUCAGGUCUUAUGUCCUCUUCUUUAUAUGUUUCACUAGAUAGGUUAUUCUCUUCUAAAAAUUUGUAGGAUGUCUUUCUGCACUAGUUUCUUGUCAUGUGGGAUAUCAUAAGUUUAUGUAUUCAAAUAAAUAUGCCGUCUUAAAGCUAACCAUUCUUUACAUUCAUACCACAUAACCUUCAUCUCACUGUUAAUUGCCUGUCGUGGACCAGUAAUUUUUUAUGUUCUCUGGUCAUUUAUUUGGUUGAAUCGUUUACUCAAGCAAUGAUUUAGUUGGUUCAGCUUGACGAAAGCCACUAGUCUGAUCAGUGAACAGUUAAUAUGAAAGUCAAUAUUUUCUGUUUUUUCAUCCUCAGUUAGGUAGAAUGAAUGGUACGUCCUUGUCAACAGUUUUCAACCUUCAACUAAGUGUAAUAUGGUAAUCUAAUAGCAUUUUGUUAAUCUAUUUAGCCUAUAUCCUUUUUGUAGGUCCAAAUACACACUCAGACAAAACACAUUGUGUUUUCAAUUAAUCCUGGCGUGAAUUACUUAACACAUUCACCGGAUUCUUGGGUUCGAGCCACAUUAAGUAUAAGAGCUAAUGAUAUUAUUCGGUCGCCCAAACCGAGAUAGGUAGAGCAUGCUCUCAACGUGGGACUUAGUGGCCCGAAGUCAGAUCCCUUUAAAACUAAGCCACCACCCAAGUGUCCUAAAAGAAGCAAUUAUUUGAGCAAGAUCGAGAGCAACGUUAGUCAUUUCUACAGUCUAAGCUCCUAAGAUAAUAAAAUGACUGCAUAGUUUUAGGUAUUUUUUCACGUUUGGUUUGAGACUUUAGAUAAAUAUAUGUUAUAGAGCGGGGUCGAGUGGUGGUGAUUAUAAAAUAUAACCCGGUUGGAAACCUCAGUUUUUCCACAUAAGUCAAAGGAAAAUAUGCAUGGUUUGAAUGUCGUUUUUCAAAAUAUUUAUUUUAGAAAAAAAACAGUUAUCCGAGGAAAGAACUAUGUUUCUCUCGACUACUUCUAAAAUAGGAAGAUAUUACAGUUGGAAUUUUGUUUGCUCAGAAGGAUCAUUAAGUAUCACAUCCUUUUACGAUUUCUACCCGAGAUACUAUUGCAACGUGUGUGUUUACGUACCUGUUAGACUAACCAUGAUAUCAAUCCUGUGGUUCUUAAUUAUAUUAUUGCCAACUAGAUUUUUCUUUCUUUGGCUAACCAAAAAAUGCAAAAGAGCUUUUUUGUUAACCUCGGUGGCGUUACAUUAUUUUAUAUAUUAUACCACUUUUUUUCUCGUAUUUUUAUUAUUCCUUAUUCUUCAAGAAUUCCCGUUGUGAACCAAAAACAAAAUCUCAUUUUGAAUAAAAGUGGAGCAGAAUCUUUAGUGAAGAAAUCAUAAGCCAUUGGUGGUAAUGGAGUAAAUUUGUACUUCAAAAUGAUGCAAACUUUUAUAUCACAACGAAUUUGCUUCGGUUGUUCAAUUUUCUUAUUCCUCCUGGGAUCAAUAUUUUUAUAUGUACAUAUCUCCCGUUCUCAAAAUAUCCCGAACUUUUUGCGUAAACUCCCAUAUAAUGUGACGGAUUUGGGAAAUUUUGUUGUUUCACAACAACAAGAAUGUCCAAAAGAAAAUCCUCAUGCUAUUGGGCGUUUAAAAAUCGAAACUAAUGUGCCUACUUGGGAUUCCUUAAUGGAGAAAUAUACAUCAUCACCCUCUCAACGUAAAAUUAUCCUUUCAAAAGGUGGCACCUAUUCACAACCCAGUUUAAACCCUGUGGUGAUCCACAAUGGAUCUAUUAGUUCCCACAAUUACACCGAUUCAUUGGAGGAAUACGUCGGAUUGUGGCGUCCAAGUGUAUGUGAUCCAACUGAAAAGCUGGCUGUUAUUGUCCCGUACCGAAAUCGUGAUAUUCAUUUGCGUAUGUUUUUAGGACAUAUGCAUGCUUUUCUGCGUAACCAACUGCUUAUGUAUACCAUUUUCGUUAUAAAUCAAGACGGUGAAACUCAUUUCAAUCGUGCCCUCCUUCUGAAUGUUGGGUUUAUCGAGUCGAAACGGGUUACAAAUUUUGACUGCUUCAUAUUUCAUGAUGUGGAUUUAUUGCCUGAAGACGAUCGAAAUUCAUAUCGUUGUGCCAACCAACCGAGACACCUAUCUGUUGCUGUGGACAAGUUUAACUACCGUCUUCCUUAUCUUACGAUUUUCGGCGGAGCUGUGGCGUUCACCAAGAAACAGUUUGAAAAGGUUGGGGGAUUUUCAAAUAUGUAUUUUGGAUGGGGUGGAGAAGAUGACGACUUAUACGCUAGAGUAGUCUAUCAUAAUUACAGCGUUAUGCGUUACCCUGAAGAAAUCGCUCGUUACAGAAUGAUUAGUCAUAAGAAAGACCCAAAUAAUCCGGUCAAUCCUAAACGUAACGAACUUUUGAAGGAUGCAUCAAGUCGCUUUAAAACAGAUGGUUACUGGAAUGCGAAUUAUACGCUACUGGAGUCUUACCCUGCUUACAAUGGCCUGUUUUACUGGGUGUCGAUCACUCCAUAAAUGGGUGAGAAGAUUCAGCACAUUCCGAUUAUUUGUGCUGUCACAGAAUACUCCGUAUACGAAGAUCACAUCGUUCACCGAAUUCCCCAUGAUUUUUUUACUCAAUGACUUUUCCUACUUCUACUUUCAUUUUGUCCAGUUUCCAUAAUGUUUUCCAACUAUUAUUUUAGAUUUUGUAUAUUUUACACAAAAUGCUGUUCCAUUUUUCUCAACGUCUAAUUUCUGGAUUCAUAAUUUUUUUAAAACAAAUUAGACAAUCUGUAAAUGCUGUUUAGUUAAAAAAAUAUGUUGUAAUUGUUUACGUUUAUAUUUUACCGUUAGUUCCAUUGAUAAAAAGGUAGUUACUGUUCAAUUUUAAAGAUCUUCAUUGUAUGCCAUAGCAACAGGAGCAUUGCGAAAAGAUCUGUUUCCAUGAUCAUCAGAUAAGACUUAAUGCUCCAUGGAUUUGUUUCUGUCACUUGUGUAGUUGUAGGAUUUUUCUUUGAUAGAUUAACAUUAUCAGCAUAAGCAGCCAAAACUUGUAAUUGGCAAUUCGAUCGGAAACAUUGAAAAAUCGAUUGGUCAAAUAUAAGUCGAUUGAUUGUAAUAUCGCCGAGCAUUAACUUGUUAAUUUAUUGCAAACAAUUAGUAUUCAGUAUUUCCUAUGUUUAAAAAUAUCAACGUUGGAUUGUGGAAGAAAUUUGAACAAGAUUGAUGGUGUUUAAUAUUAGUUCGACGUUUAAAAUACGUUAUCUUGCAGUUGGGAUGUGAAUUUACCCAAAACCUUUGCUUUUUCUACACAGGUCCAAAUUAAAGACUCUUAUAAAUAUUCACUCAGCUCCAUAAUUUAUUAUUCUUGACCAAAUUAACUCAAAUUCAACUCUAUCUAAUAUGCUUAACAUAAAAUAUAACAAUGUUUAUCAGGCUUUCUUCUGUGCGAAUAGCGUAUUUUUAUCACAGGUAAAUGGGUUAACUGAUUUUAGCAAUUACUUGCACAACCACCAAAUUUUCCAUGGUGUUCUAGCUUUAAUCGACUCAUGAAUUCACUUAAUAAAUACAUUACUUCAUCAAAUGAAUUGUAUUAAAUUCUGUUUUCUUUUUAGAAUGAGUAUUUGCUCUAAAUUGUAAAUGUCGUUUGUGUCUAUUUUCUAGUAACAUUUAAAGAACAUUAAUUUUUGUGUUUUCACUUUUUUAUUUUUUCUAAAACAUCUUAGUUUAAACUUUUGAUGUGCUUACAUUUUUAUACUGAUUAAUGUUUGACUGAGUUAUCAGAAAUAAAACAGAAAAAAAACUAUAUGUAAUAUCAAAAAUAGAUAGUAGUUGAUUGUUAGUCAAGCUGAAAAAAACUAUAGAAAAGUAAUAUAUUUUUGUCAAACUUGUAUGAAUAACAAAGUUUUGAAAAAUCAGCUACGAAACCAAGUUUGAAUAUAAGUUCACAUAUUUUGCUGUAUUUGUGACAUUAGAUGAAAAGAUAAAUCAAACUGCUCAAUCAGUGCCAUUUUCGAGAUUAUUUUCACGUUUUACUUGUUAUGUGGUGUGUGCUUUUUAUGUAUGUCGAUAUAAGCAGUAUGUAACACGAACCAGAAGUAGAAUGUUUAGCAAUUUACCUGCUCUUGUGGAGCUAGGUAUAUAGGUCGUUCGAUGCGUACUUUAUCCAAAAGAAUUCAAGAACAUUGUCCGGCGUGGCUAAGAAGAGGAGGCAGCGGCUCAAUAAGAAGUUCUAUAAUCGAACACCUUGUGAACACAGGUCACUCAAUCAAGACAGACUCUGCGUUCAAAGUCAUCUACAAGGUAAGUAGAAGCCUUCCUAAGACAAUUAGACUACAUCUUCUUUGCAUUGCCGAGGCAAUAGUCAUACAUUUUGAAAAACCAGAAUUAUGUGUACAAAAGAGACUGGUACAACCUCUUCUUUUACCAUGGUCUUAAUGUAUUAAAAUUUUUCUCUUUCUCAUUACUCUUGUUCUUUUACAGCCACCUGCUUCACCUUCCAUCUUCCCUUCAAAUCUUGUACCCCCAACCGGUUUGUUUUUAUUUCAACGAUCAUUCCGAUCACAUUUCAUCUCUGUUUCAACAUUUUAUGUUAUUUUAUCAUGCUGAGCUACUCUUACCCGAUGAAUAUCUAAGCCAUUAACUAUCAAACUUUCCUUGUUUUUAAAAAUUUUUUUCUAAUACCUUUGUUUAUUUAACCUCACUGUCACCAUGUAUAUCACAAGUUUAUUAUCAGUAUUAUUAUCACCCUGUAAAAAUAAGUAUAUAUAUUUGCGAUUGUACAGCUUUGAAAAUGAAUUCGCCGAAAAGAGAACUCUUCGCUGAACUAAUCUUUCUUUCUUAUAGAAUGUUUAGCAGCAGAAAGUUAAGAAGAUCGUGUUGAAGAGAAUAGGAAUGUAAACAGGGAGGAACUGUAAUAACAGGAAUGAAGGAAUGAUGACGUUUGUAAGAGACAAUUGAUGGAAUAUGUGACAAUAAAGUAUUUGAUGUAUGGUUUUCGUAUUUUAUGAAAGCACUGUGUAAUUUUGCAUUAAUCUAUACAUACUCGGCUACCCCAUCUGAUUGUCCGUGCACUACGAUUAUGAUAUAUAUGUGAAUUAUAUUCAAGUACACUAGUGAAGUUAUUUCUGAGUUACCAGUCAGGC
Schistosoma haematobium is the source of this 5492-nucleotide messenger RNA. Its product is annotated as Beta-1,4-galactosyltransferase 3. Bases 1783 to 2880 code for a protein of 365 amino acids. The transcript is spliced from 8 exons. NCBI's taxonomy places the organism in Eukaryota, Metazoa, Platyhelminthes, Trematoda, Strigeidida, Schistosomatidae. The record is from RefSeq and is a predicted model, not a curated record. Gene Ontology annotation, biological process: glycosphingolipid biosynthetic process; carbohydrate metabolic process. Gene Ontology annotation, molecular function: N-acetyl-beta-glucosaminyl-derivative 4-beta-N-acetylgalactosaminyltransferase activity.